GCCACAAAAUAUUCAGGCUGUGAAACCUAACGUCAAUGAAAACUCCAUGUAUAAUCAUUGCCACAAUUACACAUAGGCGUAGCAUACAAUACGUACAAGGGUGACAAAAUGAGCGUAUUGAAAUGACAAAAAAAAAACGGUACGAAGUGAUGUUCUAUAAUUUUUCACUUAUAUUAGUGCAAUAUCUAGUUCAACUGGAAUACCUACGUGAACUCUGUUAA
Messenger RNA from Acanthoscelides obtectus, 221 nucleotides. Lineage: Eukaryota; Metazoa; Arthropoda; Insecta; Coleoptera; Chrysomelidae. The record is from the annotation of a GenBank genome assembly.